CAAUUUCCUUCCCAUGAAAAUGGAGCCGGAUUUAUUCGUGACUCUGUCCGCAUCAGCCGGGCCCACGUCGGACUCCCUGCUGACAUUUGGGGACCUGUUUCCAGAGCAGAAGGGGAAUUACUUCCUCAUGGACCUGGAGAAAGUGUCGGAGGAAUCUAGGGGACAGGUGCCCGGUUCGGAUCUGGUGCUGCUUCCUCCAGAGACCCCCCCACAGCCCUCGGUGCUUUUAGGGCCUGUUCUGCAGGAAACGGCGUCUGUGGCUUUCCAGCAAGUUUUGGGGGAGGUGAAGCUCCACCAGGACUUAUUUUCUGAAGGACCCAUCAAAUAUUUGUAUCGGUUAGAAAAUCAGGAACUCUGUCUUUUGGACCAAGAGACCAAUACCCCUGUCGCUGACAUAAAUCAGGAUUUACCUGUUAGUGACAAGCAGAUGUCUUUGCUAGAUGUGGUUAAUAAAGAUUCUUCUGAGGAGGAUUUUAAUACAGCUAUUACCUUGGUGCAGGAUCCGGUAGGCUCCGACCGGUUAACAGGUUCUGAAGAGCCGGAACAGGAGGACCUUUAUGCACUUGAUUUGGGCCCACCUCGGUCACCUCCACAGGAUUUACAAUUGAGCAUAGAAUUUAGGGAGCAGCAAUCAUGUACGGAAAACUGCCUUCAAGAAAGUGAUGACAUUCUUCAGGAUCAAAGAGAUUUUUACUUAGGCAUGGACCAGGCUGCUUGCCCGGACCCCAAAACCCAGCUCUCAGGACUUGAUCCAGUUUUUUCCUGGACUAAAGAGCCAGAGGAUUAUGUGCCCGGAAGAUGCCAGAAAAGUGUUUCAUUAAGUGCGGAGGACUUAAAUCAUAGUUACCAAAUUAGUAAUGAAAUAAACUUCUUUCCCUCUUUCACUACUUCCACUUUGUGUGAUCUGAAGUUAGAUAUAGUUCAGAAUAACCUGGGCCAAUCCUCUGAUUUCAACCAGACUGAACCAAUUCCAAAUGAGCCUUCAGGGUGUCAGGAAGAUGUCCCUCGACUCAGAGCUGUAUUUGAUGCCCUAGACAGAGAUGGGGAUGGUUUUGUCCGAAUAGAAGAGUUUGUUCAAUUUGCUACAGUUUAUGGUGCAGAACAGGUGAAGGAUUUGACUAAAUAUCUGGAUCCCAGCGGACUUGGUAUCAUCAGUUUUGAAGAUUUUUAUCGAGGGAUUACAGCUAUCAGCAAUGGAGAUCCUGAGAGCCAGUUGUAUGACAUUGGAUAUGUCCAAGAAGAUUCCCCUGCCUGCCCUGAUGAGUUUGACGAUUUUGUUACUUAUGAGGCAAAUGAGGUAACAGACAGUGCUUACAUGGGUUCAGAGAGUACUUAUAGUGAAUGUGAAACCUUCACGGAUGAGGAUACCAGCACACUGGUGCAGCACGAAAUGCACAAUGAAGUAGAGACAGACAGCGCUAUUGAUUCUGCUGGUCACUCAGAGUGCCCAGAUGGCAUGGAAGAACCAGAGAAUGGGCCAUUGCUCCUCACACCGGACAAAUCCCGCCCACAUGACCUAUCCUUGAGCUCCGACCUGAACAACUCCAUCGUGACUGUGAUCAGUGGGGAGGAGCAUUUUGAAGAUUAUGGAGAAGGGAAUGAGGCGGAGUUGUUUUCUGAUAACUUGUGUAAUGGAGAAGCCAGCUUUAGCAGCUCUUUUCUUUCUCCCAGUACCAACCCACUUGCUGCGAAACUGCACAGCAUUCUCACAGAUGAGGCGUUUGAAUUUUACUGUAGCCAGUGCCACAAACAAAUCAACCGCCUUGAGGAUCUUUCUGCUCGUCUGAAUGAUCUUGAAAUGAAUAGUCCAAAUAAACGCCUCUCCAGUAAGAAGGUAGCAAGACAUCUCCAUCAGACGGGGACUCUGACUGUAGAGGCUAUGGAAGAACCUUCUCGUGAUGCCAUGGACUGUACAGAGGAGGACAUUGCAGACAAGGUUAUCUUCUUGGAGAAGAGAGUGACAGAACUAGAGAAGGACACAGUGGCAAACGGAGAACAACACAGCCGGUUAAAACAAGAAAACCUGCAGUUAGUGCACAGAGCCAAUGCCCUUGAGGAGCAGUUAAAGGAGCAGGAAUUGAGAGCUGAUGAGAUGAUCCUUGAAGAAAUUAGAAAGCAGAAAGAACUCCUGUGCAAGAUGGAGAGAGAAAAAAGCAUUGAGAUUGAAAAUCUCCAAGCUAGAUUACAGCAGCUGGAUGAUGAAAACAGUGAGCUGAGAUCCUGCACACCAUGCCUGAAGGCCAAUAUCGAGAGACUAGAAGAGGAAAAGCAGAAAUUGCUGGAUGAAAUAGAAGACCUAACCAUUCAACUCAAUGAAGAGCAAGAAAACAAAAGAAAAAUGGGAGACAAAUUGAGUCAUGAAAGGCAUCAGUUUCAGAAAGAUAAAGAGUCAACACAGGAGCUGAUUGAGGACCUCAGGAAACAGUUGGAGCACUUACAGCUGUUUAAGCUUGAAGCUGAGCAAAGACGAGGCAGGAGCAGCAGUACAGGGCUGCAGGAAUACAACAGCAGGACACGAGAGACUGAGCUGGAGCAAGAGAUCCGCCGGCUGAAGCAGGAUAACAGAAAUCUAAAGGAGCAGAAUGAUGAGUUAAAUGGGCAGAUUAUAAACCUCAGCAUCCAAGGCGCAAAGAACCUCUUCUCUGCCUCUUUCUCCGAGUCGCUGGCUGCUGAGAUCAGCUCUGUUUCACGUGAUGAGCUGAUGGAAGCAAUUCAAAAACAGGAAGAGAUCAACUUUCGUCUCCAGGACUAUAUUGACAGAAUCAUUGUGGCGAUCAUGGAAACCAACCCCUCUAUCUUAGAAGUGAAGUAAAGGAAUGAAAUGCUGCCCCUCCAAUCCUGGUGACCUGGUGUGACCUUGCUGCUCUGAGCUUCAGGAGGCCCUGCUAAGCUCUCUAGACCACUAAGGUCUCAUCUCCAUCAAGGGGCAAGGAGGAUCACAUCCCAUUGCCUGAACCAGCCCAGAGCAAUUGAGAGAAAAGCAGAUACAGCUAUGGUUUGGGGCACUACCCUUGCUUGACGUAGCAGGGUGAAUGGGAAUGUAGUCAAGCAGAACAAGAAGCAGGGGAAAGAUGGGGAAAUGGGAAGGAGGAAGAACACUGCCUCCUUGCCAGUGGAGCUGUCUGAGUACGAGGUUAGAGAAAUAGGCAAUGAUUCGAUGAGUGGGAUUUGAUCCUCCACCUCUCUUCUGGCAGAUCUUCCUUUUGCUCUGGGGAGAGAAAGGUUCUCCAAGCAUCUUGCCGUAUUAGAUAGACUAGUUAGAGAGAUUCCUUCUGACUCCAGCUGACCAGUCCACUCUGAGUCCCCCAAAGCCCAUUUAAAUUUUGAAAUGCUCGUGCUUCUUCUAUCCAGCUCUUUGGGCCCAGUCUCCCUCACAGGCGAUGUGCAGGCAGGUCUGCAGGUAAAUUGUGUUUUGACUCAGUGCUUCCAAGGUGCUUAUAGGUUCCUCCCUUAAGCUUUGCUUGGCUUCUGCCUCCACACUUCCAGGAACGUUCCUGAAAAGUCACUAGCUGAUUUUGAGCAGAGUAAAAGGGAAAGGAAGCUGUUAGACUUCUUCUUCAGACAUGUGCUGUGUGUUCUGACUGCUUUUUUAACCCAUCUGUGACACAUAUGAUCCAGGCAGUUCCUAUUUCAGGGCAAGUUGAUUUUAUUUCACACCAGAUGUAAAAGUAUAUUUGCAGCUGUAUACCCAGCUCCUUUCCCCCUGCUCUGAGCAAAUACAGUUGUAGCCAUGAAGGAGAUAGAUGAGACUAAAUGACUAAAGGGUAUUGGAAGGGACUGGAUAGAACAGUGGGUUAAAAUAGAAAUGUGGUUAUGAACUCUUGUAAAUGGCCUAUUUGUCUCUUGAGGUAGAUUGAGAGGGGCUAGGCUUAGUUUACUCCUGUUGGAACCAGACUGGUGGCAGAUUCCCCCUCCCCAAUUCCUUUCCCAGUCUUCCCCUUGCCCGUGUAGCCUUAGAAUUGCUCAGGCAUGUAUCUCACAGCAAAAAUUGGGCACAUUGCCCCUUAGCCAAGGUCCUGCCUCGCCCUGUCUCUUGCUGUAGUAUAGACAGAGACAUGACCACGAGGGCCUUCGGGAGUCGGUCUUAUGUUCAGGACUCAAGGAUUAUUGGCGUUUAGUCGGGAAUCCUCCCAGGCCCUGGUAGCGGAGAUCUUCCAGGGGCAGGUGUGGCUUAUUGCAAUACUCCUUUUAGGGCAAGCUCUGUUAGUGAUAUUUUGAAACUAUACAGAAUAACCCUCCUCCAGCUCACCUUCACUGUUUCUAUGAUACAAAGCUCAUAUUCCUCUCAAAAAUCAGGUGAGAGAAUAGGCUUUUGGUUUUAUAUUUAGUUCUUUUUCUUCAAAAUAGGGGAGAGUACCUCCAUUCUGCUGGUUUGAGUACUAUAAGUACCGCGAUAUCCCCCCGACAGUAGUAACAUUAGGGAUUCAGCCUCAUCCAGCAUUGGAAAGUAACUUCAGCUAUUUAGGAGACUAGAUUCCCCCCCCCCCAACAUUGGACACUGACAUUAAUCAUGCCUCAGUUGUUGUUUUUGAAUACAGAAAGGCUCAGAGAGGGCCAUCUGAGAUCCCCUCCUAGGUGAAAGUGGCUGGCUUUUAGGAUCUUCUUUUGAGUCUCUAGACAGUCAAGUGCUAAGACCCCAGCCUCCCAGCCAAGCUUAGGACAGCAGUGACACAUGCCUUGGGGAGGCAAUGACUAGUGUGCAUUGUCCUGCUGCUUGUAGGAUAACCAUGACUACUGCUGCUUUGACUUCCAUGCAGCUACUGUGCCUGACUUCCAUGGUGAUGUUUCAGUGCAAACACAGGAGUUAUCUACGUCUGCACCACAGGACAAGUGUGGACUUUUCUGGGCUUCAUGUUAUACACUUUAAGGUGCCACAAAACAGGCAGAUCAACUCUCUGGACUGGGUUUCCUUCCCACCCAUCCACCAUGUUGUUGGUUUUUGUUCUUGUUCCUUAAGAAUAGCUCGUUACUUUACCAUGGUGUGUCUCUUGGCAAGAGAAGGGGGACACCAGAGCUGAUCAAAUCCCUGCCUUAGAAAGUGAUGGGUGACUGGGAAUGGUUGACAGUGGCAUUCCAAAGGCAAAGGUUGAAUGGAAAAAAUGUCAUUCCUGAAUAUUUGUGAAAUGUACUUUAAAAAACCUUCCCCCUCCCCUGAAUUCUUCCUUUCCUGGGUCUCUUCCAUUUCCCUCCUUCCCAUCUGUUCCCUCCCCUCUUCCUACCCCCACUGGCCUGGGCGGGGUUGUGCUUCCAGAUCCCUUGAAACUUUUCAUGAGCUUGUCACCAGAUCACCUGCUGCUUUGGCAUGUCCUGGAGACUCCACAGGGUGUGUUCCCCAAACUCCAAAGGGGAGACCGAUUAUACCUAGUGCUUCUGAAUCUGAGCACUGAGCCAUGAGGCCUUCCCUUCUUCCCUUUCACAAACUUGUCCUGUUCCCAAUCACUAUUUCCCCCUCCCGUGAGUAUGGGUAUGUGUGCACACCCCCUCCUUUCCCACCAAGAUUCAAGAUGUUGCCUCGUACAUUUUUGGAAAAGCUUUGGGUGUAAAUCAGUAUAUACUGGGAGGAGAGAUUUUUCUAUCUUGUAGAGUAGGUAUUUUUUAUAGACUGAAGGUUGAUCAAUUUUUUAAUACUUUCAAGAGAGAAAAUUGUAUCUGUGUAUACACAUUAAAUAUAUAUAAUAUAUAUAUAUAUGUAUAAAUAUAUAAAUAUUGAAGCUCAGCCUUUCUCCACUUGGGGUAAUGUAUCCCUGGUGACACAGCCUUUUUGUUUUCUGUUGAUCACUAAGAGGUACUGUAAAUGUAAAUAUGACUCGCCGGGAAAAAUGUAAAGACAAACAAAAACCAACAAGAAAACACAAAAACAAAGCACUGACUUGACCACUGACCAUGCUUUAACCCCCCCAGCCCCCAAGGAAAAUGAUUUCCCGCUGAAGUUCCUGGGCCCCUGGUAUGUGAAAGGAAUGCCGAAGAAAAGGCGACCUAUGUGGUCUUCAACGAUGCACCCAUUCCUGUCCCAUUAAAAGCUGUUACCGUCAA
Molecule: messenger RNA, 6033 nt
Organism: Dromiciops gliroides (monito del monte)
Lineage: Eukaryota; Metazoa; Chordata; Mammalia; Microbiotheria; Microbiotheriidae
Gene: RAB11FIP3
Product: RAB11 family interacting protein 3
Exons: 15
Coding region: 14-2812 (932 amino acids)
Biological process (GO): regulation of cytokinesis; endocytic recycling
Cellular component (GO): cleavage furrow; endocytic vesicle; recycling endosome membrane
Molecular function (GO): calcium ion binding
Source: RefSeq, a predicted model, not a curated record